AUGGCAACGGGGGCUAGCGGAGGGCAGCCGAGCGUUCUGAGCACAUUACCCAAGGAUUUGCCGCUAGAUUUUCUAAAGACUAUCACCGAUCAGUUCUCACAGAGCGUAUACUCGGUACAGGCGCAUUUGGAACUGUUUAUAUGUGGAUACAUAGCUCCAGAAUAUCUAUACAAAGGUGAGACUCCACCAAGUCAGACAUAUAUAGUUUGGGCCUAUUAA
Messenger RNA from Triticum turgidum subsp. durum (durum wheat), 219 nucleotides. The record is from the annotation of a GenBank genome assembly. NCBI's taxonomy places the organism in Eukaryota, Viridiplantae, Streptophyta, Magnoliopsida, Poales, Poaceae.